AUGACUGAUACAGAUAUGACUGGUGCAGAUAUGACUUGUGCAGAUAUGACUGGUGCAGAUAUGACUGGUGCAGAUAUGACUGGUGCAGAUAUGACUUGUGCAGAUAUGACUGGUGCAGAUAUGACUUGUGCAGAUAUGACUUGUGCAGAUAUGACUGGUGUAGAUGUGAUUGGUGCAGAUAUGACUGGUGCAGAUAUGACUUGUGCAGAUAUGACUGGUGCAGAUAUGACUUGUGCAGAUAUGACUUGUGCAGAUAUGACUGGUGCAGAUAUGACUGGUGCAGAUAUAAUUGGUGCAGAUAUGACUGGUGCAGAUAUGAUUGGUGCAGAUAUGAUUGGUGCAGAUAUGACUGGUGCAGAUAUGACUGAUACAGAUAUGAUUGGUGCAGAUAUGACUGGUGCAGAUAUGACUGGUGCAGAUAUGAUUGGUGCAGAUAUGAUUGGUGCAGAUAUGACUGGUGCAGAUAUAAUUGGUGCAGAUAUGACUGGUGCAGAUAUGACUGGUGCAGAUAUGACUGGCGCAGAUAUGAUUGGCGCAGAUAUGACUGGUGCAGAUAUGACUGGUGCAGAUAUGACUUGUGCAGAUAUGACUUGUGCAGAUAUGACUGGUGCAGAUAUGAUUGGUGCAGAUAUGACUGGUGCAGAUAUGACUGGUGUAGAUAUGAUUGGUGCAGAUAUAACUGGCGCAGAUAUGUAG
Messenger RNA from Bufo bufo (common toad), 696 nucleotides. RefSeq lists its product as uncharacterized. The record is from RefSeq and is a predicted model, not a curated record. The coding region runs from base 1 to 696 and encodes 231 amino acids. The transcript has a single exon. NCBI's taxonomy places the organism in Eukaryota, Metazoa, Chordata, Amphibia, Anura, Bufonidae.